Molecule: messenger RNA, 594 nt
Organism: Amphimedon queenslandica
Lineage: Eukaryota; Metazoa; Porifera; Demospongiae; Haplosclerida; Niphatidae
Exons: 5
Coding region: 70-594 (174 amino acids)
Cellular component (GO): membrane
Source: RefSeq, a predicted model, not a curated record
UUGCAUUCAUGUUUCUCUAAUGCUAGGAUAUCAGUGUCUAUUACUAAUAUAUUUGGUAAUGCUGAUGCCAUGGCUGCUGUCAUAUGGAGCGUUUGUCUGGCUACUCUUAUCCUCUCUGUUAUGUUAAUGGUCCAGAAAAUACUCUCAUUCUCUGAAGUGAUGACCUCUUGGAUUGAAGGAGUGAAGGAUGUCAUUGAGCUGUUGUUUAUCCUUGUUCUUGCUUGGGCACUAGGCAGUGUCAUUACUGAGACUCAGACUAGUAAUUUCAUUGCUCAGGUACUCCGUUCUGGUAAUAUUUCUGCUGAUUAUGUUCCAGUGAUAACAACCAUCAUUGGAUACUUCAUGGCCUACUGCACUGGAUCAGCAUUUGGCACAAUGGGAAUAUUGUUCCCACUGGUUAUUCCAACAGUCUGUCAUUUGACUGAGGAUCCUGACAUUCAAGUACAAGCUGCUGCGGCCAUCCUGUCUUCUUGCAUAUUUGGAAAUUUGAUGUCUCCUAUUGCUGAUCUCACUGUCCUCACUCGUGUGUCUACUCAGUGUGACCUCAACUCUCACAUCAAGACCUUGUUAAGGAAAGUGAGAAAAUUAAUAUGA